AUGGAGGUUCCGGUUAUUAACAGAAUAAGCGAUUUUGACGUCGGUAUAAACGACCCCGCAUUAUCAUCUCGAGCUUUUGUUGUCUCCGGCGUCGGAAAGUUACAUCACGCUUAUAGUUUCUGGAAAUGGGGCGGUUUAUUGCUAAUUGCAUUUCUUGCUUCAUUCACCGCUUUGAGUACUAGGGUCAAGAGCUUAGUCCCUAGAUUAAGAAAUCAUGUAGACGUAUCUCUACCUUCUUCAGCUCUUAUCUACGAUUACGAUAGCGACUCCGAUUCUUCUUGCUCGUCAGACUCCUCGGACGAUGGGGAAGACGAAGAUUACGACGAUGACAAAGAACAUGACUUGGACACUUACGAUUUACGCGUUAGAGGUAAUGAUGAUGAGAAGGUUAUAAAUGGAAAUGUCCCCUGGAUGCGGCGGUGCAGUGGUAGCUUCGGAGAUUUAAUAUCUUGGCCGGAUCUUGGUGGCCUCGGCUCAAGCGGAGUCGUGAAGCUAUGGGACCAUCUUGAUGUCAAGAAAGAAGGAACGGUGGCUUCUUUCUUGAGCAACUGCGUCGCUGCUUCGUCGUUGUCGCCGGCGGUUUUAUUAGCGGCGGAGAAGAAAGGAUCCGACGCCGUCGUGGAAGUGAGUGCGUGGGAUGCACGUGCCGGAUUCGGGAUGCCGGCGUUGCUCGCGGAAUGGAGGCAGCCGGGGCGGUUACUCAGAAAGAUCGUUAGAGUCAACGCUGGUGACGUGGACAAGAUCUACGUCGGUGAUUAUGUCAGCGGGGAGAUCAUGGUGGGAGAUUUGAGGAUGGUUAACGAUGCGCUGACGGAAUUGACGGUUUCAGACGUCGUUAGUACGGUGAGCUGUAGACGGCGUCGUUGA
Molecule: messenger RNA, 867 nt
Organism: Microthlaspi erraticum
Lineage: Eukaryota; Viridiplantae; Streptophyta; Magnoliopsida; Brassicales; Brassicaceae
Source: the annotation of a GenBank genome assembly